Tupaia belangeri chinensis (Chinese tree shrew) is the source of this 3179-nucleotide messenger RNA. RefSeq names its product golgi SNAP receptor complex member 2 (gene GOSR2). The transcript has 6 exons. Gene Ontology annotation, biological process: vesicle fusion; intra-Golgi vesicle-mediated transport. Bases 77 to 715 code for a protein of 212 amino acids. Gene Ontology annotation, molecular function: SNAP receptor activity; SNARE binding. The record is from RefSeq and is a predicted model, not a curated record. Gene Ontology annotation, cellular component: endoplasmic reticulum membrane; SNARE complex; Golgi apparatus. Lineage: Eukaryota; Metazoa; Chordata; Mammalia; Scandentia; Tupaiidae.
GGAAACCGGAAGGCGGAAGGGGGGCUGUGAGGACGUGUUCGAGAAAGCCAGAGCCCGAGCCGGCGGGGCCGGCGUUAUGGAACCGCUAUACCAGCAAACGCACAAGCAGGUCCACGAGAUCCAGUCUCACAUGGGACGCCUGGAGACUGCAGACAAGCAGUCUCUGCACUUAUUAGAAAAUGAAAUCCAAGCAAGCAUAGACCAGAUAUUCAGCCGUCUAGAACGUCUGGAGAUUUUGUCCAGCAAGGAGCCCCCUAACAAAAGGCAGAAUGCCAAACUUCGUGUUGACCAGUUGAAGUAUGAUGUUCAGCACCUGCAGACUGCUCUCAGAAUCUUCCAGCAUCGGCGCUACGCAAAUGAGGAACAGGAAAGACAGCGAGAAGAGCUAAUGUCUCGCACCUUCACCGCUAAUGACUCUGACACCACCAUACCAAUGGAUGAAUCACUGCAGUUUAACUCCUCCCUCCAGAAAAUUCACAACGGCAUGGAUGACCUCAUUGGAGGCGGGCACAGUAUUCUGGAGGGACUGAGGGCCCAGAGACUGACCUUGAAGGGGACUCAGAAGAAGAUCCUUGACAUUGCCAACAUGCUGGGUUUGUCCAACACGGUGAUGCGGCUCAUCGAGAAACGGGCUUUCCAGGACAAGUACUUCAUGAUCGGUGGAAUGCUGCUUACCUGUGUGAUCAUGUUCCUGGUGGUGCAGUACCUGACAUGAGGACAUGAGCCAGCCAAGCCCAGCAGCUGAAUGAGUUCCUACUGCGCGAGAGUGUGUGUGUGUGUGUGCAUGAGAGAGAGGAGGGCCCAGAGGCCAUCAAAUGUCUGCCCAUCUUAACUGUGAAGACCACUCGGGAGUAAUUGUGAUCUAGUUUCAAACCUGCUCUGAUUUCAGUGACAUCUUGGAGGGGAGCUAGUGCCACCAAGAUAUGUGGUACUUAGGAACUGAAAACUGUUCUCCCUCCGUCACCCUCUCCCUCUUACUGGGGGAGGAAGGAAUGGCUUUGUCCUUAUAGCAACUGCUGUGUACCCUGGGAAGGCUUCCAGGGUGGGCCUUGCAGGUAGGACAGUCCACAGUGCUCAUACCUUGGCAUCGUUGACCUUUCUGGUUCCCGAUGUCAAGACUGGAGCAAAGGCAAACGGGAGAGGAAAGAGGCCUUGUGCACCCAGUAUAGUAGAUCAUCACUUCCAUCCCUCUAGUCACCUCCUGACCCACCAAAAACGACAUGUACGUGGCUGAUACUACUCGUUCUCUCUCCCUGGAAGCAGCUACCUAGGGGAACCAGUGGCAUUGAAGCUGUUAAUGAUAACAAGUGAGAUUUUCCACACUACAGUUUUUGGGUGUUUUUCCUUUCUGAAGUGAGGCCAGUGUUAUUCUCGGGGAGUAUUCAGUCCUGAGACUGAGGAUUCUAGUCACUGAUUUUUUUUUCCCCAGUGGUUAGUAGAAUGAUUGGCUUUUAAGGUUCAAAAUUGUAAUUUGGUACCUGUGCCCAAGCUUCAGUGUGCCUUUGCCCCUUAGAAAAUAGCUGUAAGGGUUAGUGAUUUGUCAAUUACUGUCUCAUCUCCAAUUAGAGACAGCUCUACUUUUUUGGCUCAAUUUUCUUCCUUGAGAUGUAGUAGUACCUGCCAGCCUAGCCCCCAAUCUGCUCAGCCAGUGUGGACAGAUGCCAUCCUGGACAUGUUUUGGGGACCACAACCUUUUUACUUCUCUGACCAGCCCUGGAUUAAGGCUAUACCAGCACCUUGUGUAUUGAGGGGUUUAUUAUAAAGCCAAUUUGUUUUACAGUCUUCUAAUGUAAUUAAUCACUGAAAGUACCAAGAGAGACCCAGUUGGCAUAUUUCUCAUCUUGUCAGGCCCUGAUAUACCUAGGCUUAGUGGCCUCAUGGGAAGAUAUAAACACUCAAAAUUCCCCAGGAGCACCAGAAACCUGUCUGGUGUUAACCAGAAGUGUUAACCCUUCCUCUGACUGACUUGCCCACCUACUUCCCAUCUGUUUUCUUAGUGCUUGCACGGUCUUCUCUUCUUUCUUUUCUGUAUGUGUUCCAUUCCACUGUUUUUACUCGCCUCCCACCUGUUUUGGUAGCAGUGAUGGAUUUUUACUUAAGGCACAUCUGUGGCAUAGCUUCCCGUUUGCUAAAUUCUCUUCAUUGUCACGGAUUUCUAACAUGAAUUUCCUGGGUACUAAUUUCACAUUUUUUGUCAAACGGAAUCUCCAUCGCUCCUAUACCUUUGGGCCGAAUGGGCCCUAGUUGCUAAAUAAGGAGGAUUCCUACUUCUAGAAAGGAUGGAGCCCUGAAAGCAGUGGGCUGGGGGUGUGGGCAGAGGGUCCACCUAGAGUGCAGACCUGGCUUUAACUUCAGGGAAGCACGGUUUAGGUUUCGAGCACAGGGCUCCUGGCAGCCCGUCAGAUGGAUUUUUAGGCUGCACAGACCUGACUCUCCUGUGCCCUGGGCACUUGAGGAUCACACGAGCACACUGGAGAGAGAUGUGCAAGGACCAGAAGAACUUUUUGAACUUGAACUCGGAGGCACAAAACCCAUGCCCCAACCCUGCAUUGACUGGUAUGACAUCUUUCUGUAGUGUACACAGGUGUAUUUCAGCACUUAUAGUGACUGUUGGCCUUGGUGAAUCAUGCUACAGCUUCAGAGUCAGUUUUUCGUACUUUGGAAUAAAAAACGUGGAGGUGGUUUGUGGCUCUUUGUCACCUGGAGUUAGGAACAGUAGCCAGUGUGUCUGGAAACCCAGAGGCACUGAAGUUACGUGUCAUCAUGUGACUCCCUUUCCUCACACCUUCCCUUUCAGUGCUCUUCCAGAAACACACCUUAACCUUACUGGUACAACUGCCUCUAGACUGCCUCUACAUCUGGGAGUGUUAGAAGGUCCCAGACCAAGGAAGGAGCGCCCUCUAGUGGACUCAGGGGUAAGAGAAUGAAUUUGUAGGUGGAGUUGGUCUGAGAAACUCCAGUAGGUAGACCUUAUGCAGGGGUCCGGUGUGUCUAUUGUAGCUUAAACAGGUGGGUCGUCGAGAGGAACUUGGGAUGUCUUUAUUGCACAGACGUUUACUCCAGGUAUGACCAGAUUAAGAAAAGCCAAACUCGAAAGUAGAUUCUUGAUAGAAGGCUUUGCUGAUGGGUUUUGUCCUAAGUCACUUGCCCUAAUAAAUUUAAAUAGGUUUGAUUUGCAA